AUGAAGUUUGCUUUCGUCUCGACCCUCCUUUGCAUCUUUCUGGCUGUGACGCUAGCGUCCCCAAUAGCGACUCCUGUGGGAGAUGAGUUUGACUUGUCUUUCCUUGAAGAAACUAUUGAGGCCAGGUUGGAUCCCCACGAAUACGAAGCUUUAUCGCAUUUCAUCCAAAAGAGAGACAACGGUUUCGAAAACACAUUCGAGUCUCUUUUAAACAUAGUCAAUGACUCUGGUAUCAUUUGGGCCGUCAUGGAUCAAAUUGCUUACUACCCAAACCGUAUUGAAUUUAUUGCCAACACCACCGCUGGCCUCAUUGGCGGUACCGAGCUUUCGGACAUUGGCGAUUUAUUGAGUGGCUUGAACUUGGAUUUGCUUGAUGUCAAUGUUUCUGCCAUUGUUAAGGCUGUUGGCGACUCUGGCGUUGUUCAGAGCUUGUUGGACGGUAUCUUAUUGGACGAGGACUACAGACCACAUCUUGUGAACCUUGUCUCUAGAGUGUUGAGAAGUCUGAAGAACCUCUUCUUGUGGUUGGUUGAGGACGUCUUUGGUAAUGACAAGAACAAGAGAGAUGAGAGCAGUGGCCUUGAGACUUUUGUCAGCAACAUGCUUUCCACCAUCUUGUCUUCCACUCUUGUCGCCAAUGUUGCCGAGGACUUCCUUACCGCCUUGAACAAUACCCAGUUCCUCACUUACAACGUUAAGUACUUCCUUGCUAACGAGGGAUACCAGAACAUGACUGCUCAGCUUUUCAUUGAUGUCAUGAACACCGGUGCUGUCAGCCUUAACGGAACCUCGCUCAAUAUCACUAGUCUCACUGAGAGCCUUUUGAGUAAGCCAGAGGUGAUCAGCGGUGCUGUUGGUUUCUUGCUCUCUGGUAACCUUAACCUUGGUGGAUUGGGUAAGUACACUGAUGCUAUCGGUGAAAUCGUCAAGGGCGUUGAGAAGGAAGGCACUUUUGCUGAGUUGAACGAAUAUGUCUUCUCCGAGUCCCACACUGUCUCUAAGCCUUUACUUUACACUGGCCAAGUCGUUGUCCCAAGAACUGCUUCAUUCACUCUUGGUGGUAUUGGUGGCUUCAACAAUGCCAGCAAAACUACCAGUGGCUCUUCAAAGACUUCAGGCUCAACCAGAGCAAGUUCUUCGCCAACUAUUACCUCUGCUUCCAACACCGGAAACAGCAGUGAUUUCACCUACAACACUUCUGAUGAUCUCAACGAGCUGGAGUCUGCCGCAGAGGUUGAGUCCAUCCUUUCUUUGCUUAACGCCAGCCCAGCUAGCGAGACCAACAGCGCUAGCUCCUCCAGUAGAUCUAGCGCUAGAUCCUCUGGUUCUCUGGCUGGUUCUAGUGUCGUUUCCGAAGCCACCGAUAGCUUGAGCAGAUGGUUCGAGACAUACAGUGCCGGUGGCGAUGGAGAUGUCACCACGACUCUGUCUAGAUCUCGUGCUAGAUCCCUGUCGAGCUCUAGAUCGAGGUCUGUUGUUACCGUUACAGUUGACGAGAGCACGCAGACUAGCUCCAACGGUGGAUUUGGCGGCCUUUUUGUCGGCCUCUUCCAGACUUCGUCUGCUGGUGACUUCCAGCGUAGAGAAGUGUCCCAGGAUUCCGGCGCCUCUGUUAAGAGUGUGCCCAUGUUCUUGGUUUACUUGCAGGUUUUGGUGUUUGGCGGUGUUCUCAUGCUUUAA
Messenger RNA from Candidozyma haemuli, 1680 nucleotides. It is a transcript of the gene PGA45, whose product is annotated as Pga45p. The transcript has a single exon. NCBI's taxonomy places the organism in Eukaryota, Fungi, Ascomycota, Pichiomycetes, Serinales, Metschnikowiaceae. Bases 1 to 1680 code for a protein of 559 amino acids. The record is from RefSeq and is a predicted model, not a curated record.